AUGUUCAAGUGCCAGAUUGUGUACGAUUGUGAUCUUAGAAAUCAUGCUAAUACAUUGGGAAUAUUCAAGGAUGGUGAAAUUGUAUCACAAUGCACAAUGAGAAAAGUAGCGGCAACUGGCAAGGAAAAAACCAAACUUGAAAUAAUAUGCAAUCUUAUUACGGGCUAUGCUGGAAAAGACUGGAAAUUUGUAUUGGGUAGCAAAUCUGGAUUUAAUCAAACUAUUGGCAAUGAAACAUUUACUGUCACACUUGAUCCAUUACUUUUGACGAAGCUACCUAGUUUUGACAUCACACUUGAUGAAGAAAUCACAUCGGCAUCAAUUUUUAUAUCCGAUUGUUAUCAUAUUUCAGAAACUAAAUAUCUUAAUUUUCAAUGUUCGAGUGAUGACGAUGUAAAGAAACCAGUUACUGACACUUGCCAAGUUACAUGUCCAGUGAAAUCAGAUUCCACUUACAAUAUGUCCUUGAUUCGUCUUUCUAUACCAAUAAAUAGUGGAAAGGAAAUUGUCAAUGGUACAUUUUCAGAAGAACGACGCCGCGAAACUAUUCGCAUAGGUAAACCGUGCCAUAAUGCUUACUCAACUGCUAUGAGAAUAAUGAAUCGAACAUCGAGUGUAUUCACGCUCAACAUUUCGUACAAUUGUUUAAUUACAAAUUCUGCUAAGUUAGCUGUGUUUAAAGAUGACAAUAUCGUAACACAAUGCAAAAUAGAUUUGACUUAUUUACCGAAGAUUGAGAAGACUAAUGUUAUCGUUAUAUGUAAUAAUAUUACUAAUCAUGCUGGUCAAAAAUGGACGUUUUCAUUUGGUAGUAUGAAUGAUCACAAAACAAAUGUUGCCAAUGAAACAUUCAUUGUUUCACUCGAGCCACUCUCUUUGAAAAGCCUACCAAAAGUCCAACAAACAGUUGAUGAAAACAUUACUUUAACGACGAUCGUUGUAGAGGGCUGCAAUGGAGUAGCAGAAAUAGCACAUCUCUAUUUUCAAUGCGGAUUGGGUGUGAUUGGAAGACAGUCUCUUUCAGAGAAUUGUACAUUUACAUGUUCGGUGCAACCCGCUGUUAAUUAUCAUGUUCAAGUCAUUCGAUCUUCCAUUCCAAAAUAUGAUGGAGCACAGACUCCGAACGGUACAUUUCCAGAAGAGGCACUACCUGUCACUUUCACCACAAAAAUAGACAAAGCAACCAAUAUUCGUGUUGAAUUAAGCGAGACAAACAAUAGUGUGGCGUUGAUUUAUUUCACACGACCUCGUGGUUUUUACGAUGAGAUUCGUAUCGACUGUUUUCCAUCUAAUCAAACUUGUACGAAUACAAGUGCCGUUCUAACGGGCAAAGUCAAUAGUGCAUGUACGAAUUGCACUCAUAUCACAAUCGCUUCAAUACAAAAUGGUAUCGAAUAUAAAUGUUGGGCAAAUAUUUCCAGAGCAACAUUUAGUUCAAUAAACUACAGUGCUAUAGAUUUCAACACACCAUUAAAACCAAUACUUUACAAUCAGACAUGGUUGUCAAACACCACUGAUAUUAGUGUCGAUGUUGUUCCACAAAGCGACUUCGAUCAUAUUGAAUCAGUAUGCCAAGUACAUCAUACGCAAACAUCUGUAUGCAUGGACAUGAAAAUAACUCAUAGUCAAUGUACAACAACAUUAACAUCAACUUUCAAUGGUAUUCCUGGGUGUGAUUAUCGAUGCUUUUUUUCGACAAUAAAAGAAGAUUACAUAGAUGUACAUUCAGAAGAAUACACUAUAUCAAUUCCACCGCCCAAACCAAUUAUCACCUCAACUAUAUGGGCUGCUCAUUAUAUAUUCGUAGAAUGGACAAUUGAUGAACCUGCCUAUGUCGAUCAGUUUCUCGUAGUGGUCAACAAUAAAAGAUGUUCAAAACGAUUUUGUUUAAUUCAUUUAACAGAACAUCGUCAAAUAUUAAAUAAAGAAUUCAAACGUCUUAUUAAUGAUUGCGAACAAUUUAAACAAAGAAUUAAUAAACCAAAACAAAAUCGACAAUAUCUACAAAAUCAGUUAAUAAUAAAACAAAUUGAUCAAUGGGAAAGAAAUUCGAUUGAAAAAAUUAAACAAAAAGCACAAGAAAGUAGAAAAUUUGUUAUUGAAUCAUCAGAAAUAUUUAUUAAUGAUAUUCAAAUGAAAUUUAAUGAUUUAUCUGAACAAAUAAAACAUAUUCAAAAAGAAAAUGAAUUCAAUGAAAUUAAUUUAGAAUAUUUAAGAAGCCAAUUCAUAGAAAUUACAGAAGAAUCAAAUAAUUCGUCAAAUAUUUCUGUAAAAGAAGAUUCACAAUCAUUUGUUAAUGAAAUUUCAAUUAUUUCAUCAAAAAGAUCAAAAUUCGGUAAAUGGAAACAAAAUGCCAUCACUUUGGCUGGUGGAAAUGGACAAGGACAAAAAUUAAUUCAACUUAAUAACCCUGAUGGGAUCUUUUUAGAUAAAAACAAAAAUAUUUUCAUUGCUGAUUGUUUUAAUCAUCGUAUUGUUGAAUGGAAAUGUAAUGCAAAAGAAGGACAAAUCAUUACAGGUGGAAAUGAAAAAGGAAAUCGAAUGAAUCAAUUGAGUUAUCCAACAGAUGUGAUUGUUGAUCAACAAAGUAAUUCGAUCAUCAUUGCUGAUCAAGGAAACAGACGAGUGAUUCGAUGGUUAAAUGAAAAUCAACAAAAAAUUCUCUUUCACAAUAUUGGCUGUUAUGGCUUGGCAAUGGAUAAAUAUGAAUUUCUUUAUGUUUCUGAUCAUAUAAAGAAUGAAGUGAGACGAUGGAAAAUGGGAGAAUAUGACAAUGAAGGAAUUGUAGUGGCAGGUGGAAAUGGACAAGGAAAUAAACUUAAUCAACUGAAUUUUCCUGGUUUUAUCUUUGUUGAUGAAGAUCAAUAUAUUUAUGUAUCAGAUACAAACAACCAUCGUGUGAUGAAAUGGAGAAAAGAUGCAAAAGAAGGAAGAAUUGUAGCUGGAGGAAAUGGUGAAGGAAGAAAUCUCAAUCAAUUGUAUCGUCCUCAAGGAAUAAUCGUUCGUGAUUUUGGUGAAAUUUAUGUGGCGGAUUGUUGGAAUCAUCGAGUAGUGCGUUGGUGUGAAGGAAAAGCAGAAGGUGAAAUUAUUAUUGGUGGAAAUAUUGAAGGAAAUCAAUCGAAUCAAUUGUAUUGUCCCUAUGGUUUAUGUUUUGAUGAUGAAAGAAAUCUUUAUGUUGCUGAAUCAAAAAGCCAUCGAAUUGAAAAAUUUGAAAUAAUAUCGUGA
Adineta steineri is the source of this 3225-nucleotide messenger RNA. The record is from the annotation of a GenBank genome assembly. Lineage: Eukaryota; Metazoa; Rotifera; Eurotatoria; Adinetida; Adinetidae.